Labrus bergylta (ballan wrasse) is the source of this 3656-nucleotide messenger RNA. NCBI's taxonomy places the organism in Eukaryota, Metazoa, Chordata, Actinopteri, Labriformes, Labridae. The record is from RefSeq and is a predicted model, not a curated record.
AUGUGUGGUUUUCUUUUUCAGAAAUACAAGGAGUUCGAGCGGGCGGUGCGGGUGGAGGAAAUCGAUGGGCUGCGGCUGGUGAAGAGGUUGGCAGAGGACAUGGAGGAGAUGUUUCACAAGAAAGCUGAGGCAAUGAAGAGGCUGGUGGAGGCAGCAGAGGAAGCCCACCUACAGCACGAGGAGGAUCCAGACCUGCAGUAUGAAUACUUCAAUGCAGUGCUGAUCAAUGAGGUGGAUGAUGAGGGGAACAGCGUUGAGCUGGGGGGAGAAUUCCUGCUGCAGCCUAACGACCACUUUAACAACCUGUCCGUCAACCUCAGCCUCAGCGUGGUGCAGGUGCCGACCAACAUGUACAACAAAGACUCUGCGAUUGUCAACGGUGUGUACUGGUCAGAGGCCCUGAAUAAGGUGUUUGUGGAUAACUUUGAGAGAGACCCGUCGCUCAUAUGGCAGUACUUUGGCAGUGCCAAAGGCUUCUUCAGGCAGUACCCAGGGAUCAAGUGGAAGCCAGAUGAACACGGAGUCAUAGCUUUUGACUGUCGAAACAGGAAAUGGUACAUUCAAGCUGCCACCUCUCCAAAGGACGUGGUCAUCCUGGUCGAUGUGAGCGGCAGCAUGAAAGGCCUCAGGCUGACCAUCGCCAGGCAGACUGUCUCCUCCAUACUGGACACUCUUGGAGACGACGACUUUUUUAACAUCAUCGCUUACAAUGAGGAAUUGCAUUAUGUGGAGCCGUGCCUCAACGGAACUCUGGUCCAAGCAGACGUCACCAACAAAGAUCAUUUCCGGGAGCACCUUGACAAGCUGUUUGCUCAAGGCAUUGGUAUGUUGGACAUAGCGCUGACCGAGGCCUUCAAUCUUCUCAGUGAUUUCAACGAGACUGGGAGGGGCAGUGAAUGCAGCCAGGCCAUCAUGUUGGUGACAGACGGGGCAGUGGACACAUACGACGCCAUCUUUGCCAAGUAUAAUUGGCCUGAUAGGAAGGUUCGCAUCUUCCCUUACCUCAUUGGCCGAGAGUCCGCCUUCGCAGAUAAUCUGAAAUGGAUGGCGUGUGCUAACAAAGGCUACUUCACUCAGAUUUCCACAUUGGCAGAUGUGCAGGAGAAUGUGAUGGAGUAUCUCCACGUGCUGAGUCGUCCGAAGGUGAUCGACCAGGAGCAUGACACGGUGUGGACUGAGGCCUACAUCGAUAACACUCUCCCACAAGCACAAAAGAUGGAUGAUGGUCAAGGUCCGGUUUUAAUGACCACAGUGGCCAUGCCGGUAUUCAGCACCAAGAACGAGACUAGAAAUCGAGGCAUCCUCUUGGGAGUUGUUGGGACGGAUGUGCCAGUCUCCGAGUUGCUCAAGACCAUCCCCAAAUAUAAGCUGGGUAUUCACGGCUAUGCCUUUGCAAUCACUAACAACGGCUACAUCCUCACCCAUCCAGAUCUACGGCCACUUUAUGGAGAUGGCAAGAAGCGAAGGAAGCCAAACUACAGCAGUGUGGAUCUUUCCGAGGUGGAAUGGGAGGACAAGGAAGACGCACUGAGAAAUGCCAUGGUCAACAGGAAGACAGGGACCUUCUCCAUGGAGGUGAAAAAGAGUGUUGAUAAAGGGAAACGUGUUCUGGUCUUGCAUAAUGAUUACUACUACACAGACAUCCAGGGGACUCCUUUCAGUCUAGGGGUAGCUCUUUCCAGAGGCCAUGGGAAGUUUUUCUUCAGAGGGAAUGUCACAGUGGAGGAAGGGCUCCAUGACUUGGAGCAUCCUGAUGUAGCGCUGGCAGACGAAUGGACUUACUGCAACACAGACGAGCACCCAGAGCACCGCUACCUGUCCCAGAUUGAGGCAAUCAAAAUGUACCUCAGUGGACACGAGCCUCACCUACAAUGUGACAAGGAGCUGGUUCAGGAAGUUCUCUUUGAUGCGGUGGUGACUGCUCCUUUGGAGGCCUACUGGACGAGCCUCGUGCUCAAUAAAUCUGAGAAUUCUGAUAAAGGAGUGGAAAUAGCCUACCUGGGCACAAGAACCGGCCUGUCCAGAAUUAACCUGUUUGUGGUGCCCGAUGAGCUCAUGAACCAAGACUUCCUGACAGCUGAAGACAAAGAGGGGGUGUUCAACGCCGAUCACUUUCCCCUGUGGUACAAGAGAGCAGCAGAACAAGUUCCAGGAACCUUUGUCUACUCUCUGCCUUUCAAUACAGGAUCAGAAAACAAGAGUGUCGUAUUGGCCAGCACUGCCAUUCAGCUCCUGGAUGAGAGGAAAUCGCCCAUAGCUGCGGCUGUUGGCAUCCAGAUGAAACUGGAGUUCUUCCAGAAGAAGUUCUGGACAGCCAGCAGACAGUGUGCGGCAUUAGAUGGAAAAUGCUCCAUAAGCUGUGAUGAUGAGGACAUUAACUGCUACCUCAUCGACAACAACGGCUUCGUUCUGGUAGCAGAGGACUAUACUCUGACAGGGAAGUUUUUCGGAGAAGCAGAGGGAGCUGUAAUGAGUAAGCUUCUGCAGAUGGGCUCUUUCAAGAGGGUCACUUUGUAUGACUACCAGGCUCUGUGCUGGGUUUUUUCAGAAAGUAGUGAUAGUGGACACACACUGUUGGAUCCGUAUUUUGCUGUGUUCACAGCUGUAAAGUGGAUCCUGACUGAGCUUGUCAUAUUCCUGGUGGAGUUUAACUUUUACAGCUGGUGGCACUCUGACCUCACAGCGAAAGCUCAGAGGAUGGGUCGGUCCAUGCAGGUACCGUGUGACACAGAGUACCCAGCCUUCAUCUCAGAGAGAACCAUCAAAGAGAACACCGGCAACCUUGACUGUGAUGGAUGUAUCAAGUCCUUUGUGAUCCAGCAGAUCCCCAGCAGUAAUCUCUUCAUGGUGGUGGUGGACAACAAGUGCGACUGCAGCAUGUUCGAGCCAAUCACCAUGGACCCCAUCGAAAUCAUGUAUAAUGAAUCUCUCAAGUGCGAGAGGUUGAAGAUGCAAAAGGACAGGAGGCGCCCGGAUUCCUGUCACCCUUUUCACCCAGAGGAGAACUCCAUGGAGUGUGGAGGAGCUGCAGGUCUCUCCUCGUCUCUUGUUGCAACACUGCUGUGCAUCCUCCUCAGUCUUUUCUCCAGGUGACCAGAGCUAGCCACGCCUCUCCAUCCAAGACUUGACUUGGAUCGGCUUGGCUCGGAACGCAAAAGAACAGCAGCGAUGCCACAGAAAAAAUCACUCAUGCCCCUUUUUAAAUUGCGCCCAAUUCCAACUCACCACCUACAAAGGCCCACGCCCUGAGGAACCCCUCUCAGCAGGCACUUAUUUGAAAGGAUUGAAAAUGGAUAGCUGUUUAAAUAGUGAUCAUAAAGGUGCUUUAGCAAUAUCACAGAAGCUGCACAGAGAGGUUUUUCGGGGGCGAAACAAAGCUUUUAGGAAGUAAUAAUGCUUACAAUGCACAUCGUAGCUUAUAAACUGCACAGGUGAGCCUCACACCACUAUGUUCAGUACUUUCAGGUAGCAGCUAAGGGCCGCGGUCCGUAGCUGGGCUUGGAACUGGGCAUUAGAGCCACGUAACACCAACUUGUGGAGAGAGACAGGUGCACCUCCCCCCUGGCCAACUCUGAUGGCUUUUUAUGGACAAUAAUGUUUCUGAGGGGAAAAAAAAUACUGAAGACGAUUAAAUGUGGGCCAGGGUUGUAAAGAAA